Messenger RNA from Mesorhabditis belari, 579 nucleotides. The record is from the annotation of a GenBank genome assembly. Lineage: Eukaryota; Metazoa; Nematoda; Chromadorea; Rhabditida; Rhabditidae.
AUGGCGGACGAUAGUACUUCUAGCACAGUCGAAGACAAUGAAAAUUCGGGACGCGGAAAUGAGGAAGAUGAAAACGACGCUGAUAUGAAUGAGCAAGAAGCGGUUUUUGAACCUCUAGAUACAAAUGAUGAGAGUAUGACGGAUUCUUCCCCAUUGAGUGCCUCAGAAGAUGAGAUGCCACGUUCUUCAAAAAAACUUUUAGUGACUAGGUCUAAUUUUCGACCUUUGCGGAUGAAUGCGACAAAUGAUGAGAACGCCCCAAUCGCUCGCUUGCCUCCACCGGUGGAUUUGCCAUCGAAGACUCGUUUAGGAAUCAAAAUAAAGGCAUUGCAUGUGGCAGCCGAAUGGAAGUGGACUGCUGGCGGAGACGAUACGUGUGGCAUUUGUCAGAUGCCCUUUGAAGCUUGCUGUGUAUCGUGUCGAACACCGGGUGAUGAUUGUCCACUUGUUGUUGGCAUCUGCCGUCAUCCAUUUCAUGAACAUUGUAUCAAGAAAUGGAUAAGUGGAAAUGCUCCUCGUGCUCAAUGCCCAAUGUGCCGACAAGAAUGGAGGGUGAAUUCAACCGUCAAAGUGAACCUG